AUGGUCGAAGACCGCUUGCAUGCUUUUGAAACAGCUUUGAGUAGGCUGUUCCCAGGAGGUGACCUGGAUGCUACACUUCGCUCUUUACUGCAGAACCAGGAAACCCCUCCGGCACCUUCAUCUCAAACAUCAUCUCGACAUUCGACUCCAGCCAAGGCCGAAGCAGACCGCGCAGAGCCCGCGCCAGAGGCUCUUCCGCAGCAAGCUGAUGGAUUUGAUUGGGCCGAGGAAAAGCUCACACUUGGUGAUCUGACGGAUGGCAUGGCCGCAUUGUCCAUCAAGCCUGAAGGAGCUGGAUAUUUCGGGGCAUCAUCCAGUGUUGUCCCCUUAAGAGCCUUGUUUGACCAUGGGUUUGACUUGAAUGUUCCUGUUCGCUCAGUCAGAUCCGGAGGCGUUCCCCUCAAGGAACAGCUGUUGCAAAGUGCGCCAUCCGGGCUGAUCGAACAAGCCUUUAUUGACGCAUAUUUCCUGAACUAUCACACCAGCUAUCCAUUCGUUCAUGAACCGACGUUCCGGGCCCAGUUCCACGAACCCUCUCUUCGCCCUCAUGGAACUGCUUGGCAGAUCCUGCUCAAUACCAUCCUCGCUCUAGGCGCAUGGAGCAUUGGCGACGACAGUUCGGACCUUGAUAUCACUUUCUACCAAGAAGCUCGAGGGUGCUUACAGCAAGCUUUGGUGUUUGAAACAGGAAAUCUCACCUUGGUUCAGGCAUUAUUGCUCCUCAGUAACUACGCCCAAAAACGGAACAAGCCCAACACUGGCUGGAACUUGCUAGGGUUAGCUGUUCGGAUGGCCAUGAGUCUUGGCCUCCACAAGGAGUUUCCUGGCUGGAAAAUCAGUCUGCUCCAACGAGAAAUCCGGCGCAGACUAUGGUGGGGAGUGUUCAUUUUCGACAGCGGUGCUGCCAAAACUUUUGGUCGACCAAUCUUGCUUCCAGAGGAAGAUGUUAUGGACGCAAAGCAGGUCCUGAAUAUUCAUGACGAUGCACUGGUCUCGUCAACGACCACACUCCCCUCUGAAUCAUCUGGGCCAACUUUAUAUUCUGGCCUUAUCGCCCAAUCCCGCUUCCAUCUCCUCACCAACCGCGUCUACCAGCGUUUGAUCUCUACUCCAAGCGUCACCCCGGAAGAAACGUUGAAUCUUCAGAAGCCCAUGGACGAGUGCGGUGGAUCGGACGGAUCUUCCGUCAGCUCUGAUGCAAGCAACGAGGACCCUACCGAAACAGAAUGUCGAAAACGUUGUCUGCAAAAUGCCCGGUUGACAAUCGCCUCCAUAUCGUCGUACAUGGAUAACUAUGUGUGUACGAGGAUAGGCGCUUGGUAUAUGCUAUACUUUCUUUUCCAAGCCGGAUUAAUCCCAGUUGUCUUCCUCAUGACUGACCCCACGAGCCCGGAAGCUCCGGGCUGGAUGCAAGACAUCGAAACCACCAAAGCUCUUCUCACUCACCCAUCAUUUUGCAACAACCGCUUCGCCGCCCGAUGCGCAGAAGUAAUCAACCGGCUCCUUGGCCCAACGACAGAACUCAUGUGCGGCUUGCAACAAGGGAUGCCACAGAACCAGCAGCCGCAGCAAGUCCCGUACUUCCAGCCCCAACAGGGCAUGAUGCCCUUUCCUGAACAGCUUUUCAGCGACCCGACCUUUGGCGGCAGCUUCUUCCCGUCUGAUCAGCCACUCCCCAGCCCCGGUGGAAUGGACUUGAAAUUCUCGGAAUGGGUUAAUUUCCCCGCUCAAGAAUAG
Penicillium chermesinum is the source of this 1737-nucleotide messenger RNA. Its product is annotated as putative C6 transcription factor (Gal4). NCBI's taxonomy places the organism in Eukaryota, Fungi, Ascomycota, Eurotiomycetes, Eurotiales, Aspergillaceae. The record is from RefSeq and is a predicted model, not a curated record. Gene Ontology annotation, molecular function: RNA polymerase II cis-regulatory region sequence-specific DNA binding; zinc ion binding; DNA-binding transcription factor activity, RNA polymerase II-specific. Gene Ontology annotation, biological process: DNA-templated transcription; positive regulation of transcription from RNA polymerase II promoter by galactose. The transcript has 4 exons. Gene Ontology annotation, cellular component: nucleus. The coding region runs from base 1 to 1737 and encodes 578 amino acids.